UUCCGCGCCUUAAAUGGUAAAUAAGAUAAUUGGACCGUCAACAUUGUCCAUACGAGCAAUUUUGAACCGUGAAGUCAUAAGUACAUUUAGGAAUCACAAGUGACGAAUGCGUUUCUGUAUUCAUCUCAUGAAUUUGCUCAUACAUGCUAUGGUUAAUAGAUGAUAGUGUUGUUUUUUGUUGAUUAAAUUCAAUAAUGCGUUUAGAAAUACCUGAGUGCAGGCGGUGUUGUUGUUGCUUUCCUUUAAGACAUGGAAUUAUUGUUUUUGGAUAUAUUCAUUUGUUAUUUUCAAUCUUCGUGCUGGCAGUGGAGAUUUACGUCAGUAUAAACCACGUAUCAUCCCAACACACAAUGGCGCUGUACAAGGGGGUGGCGUUCUACUCGCAAGUGUGGUUUGCGUUCAUACUCUUCAUAGCUGAGAUCCUUUUUAACAUAGUGCUACUUGUGGGAGCGCAUAUGAAAAAGACGCAACUUCUCCGAGCAUACUAUUAUUACGGGAUUACAACAACGCUGGCAUCCCUCGUCACGUUCAUAGUGGUCAGAUACAGUGAUUUAUACAGUCACUUCGGCUUUUACAUUUUAGAAGCUUGUUUCGUCCUAACCGGCUUAGGAAUCCAAGUAUAUCUUCUUCUACUUGUGCGAAGCGAGCUGCUUAAGAUACGCCAUACCAGUCGUCUUUGUUAUGUGAAUCACGCCGCAGAAAUAAUAGUUGAUACUCCUAUACAAAGCGGAAGAAAUCCGUUUUAAAACAUACAGAACUUGACCAAACAGGCUUUCUAACUAAUUCAUAUUUCUGUUGUUUCUUUACUGAAUAGCAGACUUGUUUAUAGCAGAGAUUGCUAGUUUAAAUGUAAAGUAUACUAUAAUAAA
Molecule: messenger RNA, 869 nt
Organism: Nymphalis io (European peacock)
Lineage: Eukaryota; Metazoa; Arthropoda; Insecta; Lepidoptera; Nymphalidae
Exons: 4
Coding region: 195-746 (183 amino acids)
Source: RefSeq, a predicted model, not a curated record